ACACCAAGCUCACCUAGAAACUUGAACCCCACAGCUCCUGCCUUCUGCCAGAAUCAUAUAGUAAGUAUUUCUAGGCUGCUAAGCAACGGAGACAUGUCGGUGGGUGGAGCCAGCUAUCUACUGCCUGCCGGUGGAAGUGUCGCCAGCGCUCACUCACAGCUGGUCCACCAGCUGCAGAACCCCCUAUCUCUGGCCCUCAAUGUGCUGCCGCAUGCCAUGUUGGUGUCCAGCCCCAACAGCCACCAGCCUGCGGCCGCCUCUGUCAACUCUCAGCAUCAGGCGGCUGCCUACGCUCUCUCUGGGCUGGACAUGGGUGAUUAUCCAGAAGAAUUGCUGGCACCAAUCAGGAAACAGAUGCAGUUCUACUUCUCUAAUGAGAACCUGCCUGGAGACAAGUUUCUCAACCAACACAUGGACUUGGACAAGUACAUCCCCCUGGAGCUGUUUCUGGACUUUGGUCGCAUUAAGCCUAUCUGUAACAGUAUAGAGUUGCUGACUAAAGCUGUGGAGACCAUCUCUGUGCUGGAGCUCUCUGAGGAUCGCAAGAAGGUGAGGGUGUCUCAGUGCCGUAAAACCCUGACCCUGAGAGGAUUCCCCCAGUCAACCACAGAGGAUGAUGUUCGGCAGUUUACCCUUGAGAUGGGAGCCGAUUCACCAACCCACAUUGAGUUUGUCAUGUUCAAGGAUAAUUAUUCUGUGUGGUACGUCAGCUUUAGGGAUGAAUCAGCUGCCCUCAACAGCUUCUUUCUGUUUCAUAACCAGAAGGCCGUCUACAAGGGGCACACGAUUGGGUGCUGCAUCAAAUCGUCAGGGACACUGGCUGCCGCUGGCUACUUUCCCUCCAUGGAAGACUCUAGUCAACGCAGGCUAGCAUACCAGAACCAGGUGGCUGCCGUGGGCACAGCCUCAGUUCAUGCAGUGCAGAACACAAUCGCCCAGCCACAAGCUCAGCAGCCACAGCCUCUGAUACAGCCGUUUAACGCUAUGCAGCUGCAUUCAUACCUGUCUGGAUCACCUACAAAUAUUUAUUAUCAACAGACACCACAAGCAUCCUUUCUGCCUUACAUGGCAGGGAUGAUACACAGUUGGCCAGGUCCGGCAGCAGCCAUGGAGCCGGGAUUGAUUAUGCAAAACAAUGGACUCCAGCCACAGCAUAUACGAACGUCAAUGCCACGGGCACACUUGGUGUCUACAGGAAGCACCCAACAGCACCGGUUCAACAGACCACAGCGAACCAGACAGAAUAACCCAGACCGCACCAGUGAUCGACCUUCGGCUAUGUCUCUGCCAGGACCGCCCCCAGCUAGCCCUCAUGCUGGUGAUAACAGUGUGGCACCUUCUCAGGAAGCAUACAUGCCACGGCGGGCUCUUGUCCAGGAGGAUGUCAGCCCAGCAAUGAUCCCACACACCCAGGUUUCCGGCCACAAGUUUGUUGCACCGGUAGCCACUCAGCACCAACCACACACUGUGGCAUCGGCUGCAUCAACUUCCCUGGUAAACCCAUCAGGACUCGAACCCCUGCCUGUUUCACACUACCAGCCUGCCCAACAUCAUCAGCACCAGCAUCCAGCCAUGGUCCAGGCAGCUGUGCCUGCCACCAGCUCGGCUCCCCCACCACCUAGCCCGCACAUAACCAGCAACCCCCCGCCCAAUACACACCUCCUGCACCACCAACAUAUUCAGCCACCACUAAUGCCCCAGCAGCAUCACCACCACCACCAGCAACAACCACCACCUCAACCAGUUCAUCACCACCACCACCAGCAACAACAGCAUUACCAGCAACAGACAAACCAUUCUGUGCAGCACAACAACCAGCUGCCACAACAACCUCAACAUCACCAGGCUUCGCAGCCAAGCCACCACAACCAGCCACAACAACCUCAACAUCACCAGGCUUCGCAGCCAAGCCACCACAACCAGCCACAACAACUGUACCAACAGCAUAUGACCCAUCAGCAACAUCACCACUACCACAACUCCCAACAACAUCACCACCAGUACUUGCCCCCGCAGUCACACCAGCAGUCACCACCUGGAAAUCGGACUGACAAGAGAAUUCGAAGGAAAAGAGAGGACAGUGUGCGCACUCAGCGGUCAGAGCGCAGCCAGUCUAACCGAACUCAUUUUAGCUCCCAGAAUCUGACAGCUGUGGAUCAUUUUACUAUGGAGGCCAACUCCUUCCCACCGCUGCCAGGAAGUCUGAACAGCAUGUCUAACUCUGAAGUCUCACAUGAGAGCAGAAUGGCUGAUGUUGUGCGAGGAAUUUCACGCGGGACUGGACUCGGCAACCUAAGUGUUCAGAGAGCUUCCUCUUCAACCCCUAGCCCUGUGGCCACGCCCCCAACACCUCUGAGUUUAGGUUCGUCACUGGUGGAUGCUCACUGCCUAGAUGAUGAUGAUGUCACCUCUUCAUCACAGGAUGAUGUGGAGAUAGACGCAGGCCUGUUUGACACGAAAAUUAUCCAGUCAGAACUGCAUUCAUUGUCUUCCAUGGCUGAACCGCUAGUGCUUCCAUCACAGUCAAGGUCA
Messenger RNA from Candidula unifasciata, 2532 nucleotides. The record is from the annotation of a GenBank genome assembly. NCBI's taxonomy places the organism in Eukaryota, Metazoa, Mollusca, Gastropoda, Stylommatophora, Geomitridae.